Molecule: messenger RNA, 1817 nt
Organism: Musca domestica (house fly)
Lineage: Eukaryota; Metazoa; Arthropoda; Insecta; Diptera; Muscidae
Exons: 3
Coding region: 322-1629 (435 amino acids)
Source: RefSeq, a predicted model, not a curated record
AACAUGAUCUAUAGGAAGCGGCUUCCAUUUAAGGUUAUGUGAAACAUAGAAUAUUUAAAACAAAAUAUUUUAAUUUUAAAUUAAAAGUUGCAGAGAUCUAAGUAGACUUCCGUCAUAUACACGAAAGGAAAAGCGAAGAUUUUUAAGAGUUCAGCCAUCAAUUGUAUGUACGGACGCCAGUUGUACGUGGAAUUUAGAAACAAGAAGUCGAAGAUCCAUAGAGUGAAACAGGGCAUUUCCCAAGACACCCACUACUACCCAAGCGAAAAUCUACGUCAUUCUUACAACGAGAUUCAUUCGUACUAAACUGUGAUAACCACCAUGCCUUGGAAACCUUCAACAGAUUUCGAAGAAGAAAUUGUCAACUUACAACCCGAUCAUGAUUUUAUAUUUGGUGCCCUGUCCGAGCCGGAACCACAACCGUUUUAUCCCCGACCACAAUCACAUAUCGAAUAUGCGGCCACAAAAAAGAAACAAACACGCCAACAACAGCAGGAAUACGAAGAGACGGGAAGAAUUAAUAAUCGUUUGCAUGCUAUAGCGCAAGUACAGCGCAUAGCUGGUACAAAACCGCUGGGCCAACAACCCACCUUGGAUGAUUGGAAUAAUAAUAAAAAUACUGAAAAAGAAAUUGUGGCUAUGAUGCGGCAUUUCGGUUUGGGUCCAAGUGUUGAGGAGCCGCUAAACGAAAAACUCACCAUAGCCACCUAUCCCAUUAGGAAUGGUGUGGAAAUUGUACAAAAUAGAUGUAAAAAGAUACCACUUAUCUUCGAUGAUAAUCUGUUUAAAUUGAAACCCAAAGAAUCGAGCUCAUCGAAUUCUUCAAAUAGUUUCGAUAGUGCAUGUGGUAAUAGUAACCGCAAUAACAAUAACUCUACCUCAAGCAAUGGUGACUUGAAUACUACAUCAUCGACAAAUAGCUGUGAUACAAAUUCAUAUUCCUUCCAUACACCAAGUCGAGAUGAUGAUUCCAUUGAUAAUGCAUUUGGAAAAUAUGAGAAGAAACAAGAAAAUGACAUGUUUGAUUAUCGCAAGUUACAUAACGAAGAAGAUACAAGAGAACCUGAUCAACACAAUAUCAGUUCAUGUACUCAAAGCAGCAGUUGUUAUUCUCCAAACUAUUCCACUUGUGGACAAAGUGAUGGCUAUGAAACGGCUACCUCAAGUUGUAGUACCUCAAAAUUGAAUCCAAAUGCUUUCGAAUUUGUACCAUAUUCAAGAUAUAAUGGUAACUUUAGCAGUAGCGGUAGCAGUAUCAACCACAGUGUAAAUAGGAAUGCCACUUCUGAGGAUAAUUCCCUAACAAUCCAAGCCCCCUCAUUUCUGCCGCGUUUUCUUAAACUAUCAGAAAAUGAUUUGCCAAACAAAACUAAGAAGAAUUGUACAUCUGCUGAACCUCAACCAAAUCAAAUGCCUCCCACCUAUGCAAAUAUGGCCAGGAAACCAUUAGCCGCAGAAGAAGAAGCGAAUAGCAAAGCCAACAGAGUUUCAAAACAACCAAGUGAUGCAAAUUUUCCACCUUUGUCACAGCAAGGGACUUCUGGCCGAAUUACCAAUAAUAAUUUACGUUUUUAUACGCCACGGCAAGUCUAUGAAAGAAGACGUGGAACUGCAUCUGCUCUGCACUAGUAUUACAAUUUUUCUUUUAGACAACUUAAUUGUUUUUUUUUUCGUAUUAUGGAAUUUUAUUUACUUAUAAUAUUUUUUUAAUUUAAUGUCAUGGUAUGCGACAUCCAUGGUACAAUAAGGAGUUCGAACAGCCUCGUAAAGCUACUGAAAUACAGCUCUGAAGCUAUGCCCAGAAUUAUUUAAAAUUA